AUGCCUUUCACAAUCGGUUCUAUGGCUGAAGAACAAUGGAACUUUUCGUCGUCUCAAUGGCUUGGACUCAUGAUAACAGGAGCAGCAGCAGCAGCAGUGUCCUUUAUAUCCAAUGGCUGUGUGCUGAUAUUGCAUGCAUUCAUGACCUGGUAUCGUCCAGUCGUCGUCAAUCGAUUAUCACUGCGCAUGAUUGUUGUUUCCGUCGUAUUCAACAUGGUGUAUUGCGCAUGCCAACUCGUCACCGACGAUAUCUCUAAUCAAUCCAGCGCAUGUCGAGCCAUUGCCUAUGUGAUGAUUGCGGCAGAUACCAUGGCUUGCAUGUGUCUGGCCAUGAUCGGCUUGAAUCUGGUCAUGAUAUUCGUGCUCAAGGUGUCACGAUCCAUCAAGAUUGAGAUCCUGUACUAUCUGAUUGUGCUGGCAUCCGGCGUCACUGUGUGUCUGGUACCAAUCUACCUGGGUUCACCCAAAGGUCCCAAAGACAAACAAGAAAAAGCGUCGUGCUGGUAUCACUAUUACUUUAACGGUCGCAUCCAUAACAUAUUCAACUGGAUGUGGUACUAUGCUUGGCUGCUCUUUUCUUCUGUAUUCGCAGCUCUCUGUGCUGCCAUCUCGAUUCGGUUUGUGGUCAAGAAGCAAGAGAACUUUAACGGUGCACUCGACAUGUUUACCAAGCGGAACCAAAAAGACCUGCACACCAUGGCCGUCAUCAAGCGAUACGCCGCAGACAACACGGACGUAUUCCAGAAAAUCGCCAGGCGAUGUAUCUGCUAUCCCAUAGUACCAUUGAUAUCCAAGUCGUGGGGUGUUGGCAUUGAGAUUGCAGCUACUCAACAGGCCCCUGUCCCGUACGCAAUUUAUGUCAUUGACCGUGCCUUUUCCUGCUUACUAGGGUUCAUGAUAAGUUGCAUUUAUUUCACAGACCCUGCCAUCAGAGCAGUGGUCAAAGAGUCCAUUCAUAAACUCAAGCAGCGCUAUGUGUACGACUAUUUCAGCAUCAAAUACCUGCCAGGAAAAGAUCCAGAUGUCCAAGCUGCAUCACAAUACCCCAAGAUACUCAAAAUUGUGCCUGUUACUGAUGAUAUAGACCGCACACCGGAAUACGUACAAGAGGUGAGAAAUCGAUACUUUAGUCAGGACUUGGAGGUACACAGACAGGAAGACGAUACAGUACGCAUAGAGGGGUUCAUGCUGGAUCCGCUGGAUCACCACACUAUUGACCCCACCCAGUUCCACUCAAGACCGCCAUCGCACAAGCCAGAUGUGCCUACCAUCACCAUUCAAACAGCACACCACACAUCCGACAGGGAGACGUCUCCAGAUGAACGACAGUACAGUGUAUUGAAUGCGACAUCUGUCAAUGGCAAUACAUACACGCCGAAUGAAGAGGCUGAUGUCACCGAUUCCAAGCGUCGACACUCCACAACCAGAGGAAAGACAAUCCCCAUGCACCGAGUCGACAAUACGAUUGAUUUAGGCGUCAAUAUGAACCGAAAGGGCCAAUACAGCAACCACCAGCACAGGUAUCUAAAGUACACAGAAAAGGUAGAGACACUUGUGCCAUACAAGUUUCCUUUCAUGGCAAGAAUGAUACAUUGGGUGCUUGUCAACCUAUUCAGAGUCAAGGAAGCAAAAGCACAUCGUCAUGACUGGAACGACGAUGACAGCAAUGAUGAUGAUUUCUGUGUAAAGUCAAGUAGACAUCAAGAUGGCCCAAGCAGAAUGUUCCGCGAUUAUACAGAAAGCUCGGAUCCAGAGUCGCCCAAGCAGGUGCGCAGAAAUGACUCUAUCAUUUUCUCUCCAGACUUUGAAUUGAAGGGUGUUCCGCCCUUGCCCAAAAGACCGCCACUCUACACGCAGCAGCGCGAUACGGGCUCCACAUCGUCCAUGAAUGCAAGCAGAUCACAAGCAGAGGGCUCAUCAACAACCGAUAUGACAAGAAGGAGAUCGAUGUCUGACAUGCUAUUCCCUCGCAGCGGAAGUGUUACAAGGUACACUAAAAGUCUGAAAGAAAGAAGCGAAUCUCCCAAGUUUCCAUUGCGAAGAGCGUCAUCUAUCAGUGUUGCGACUUUGCAGCGAAAUCGAGCCAACAAGAAGCCAAUGAAACCUGAAAGCAUACAAACAUUGCCACCACUAAGCAAUAUUGAUCCAGAACAAAGCGCAACAUCCAACAGCAGCAGCAAACCAAGCACCGGCCUCAGUAAAAUGCUGACUCGAGGGAGAUCCAUGUCAUUCAGCUGGAGUCGAUUGACCAACGUCAAGGGAAAGUACGCCUUGUCUGGAUCUCCACUGAACCUAGAGAAGCCACUGAAAGCGACCAAAUAUGCAGACAGUACGUGCAGUGCAACCAACCAGAGCCGUCAGGAUGUAUCAAGUGUUGGUGACGGUGGUGGUGGUGGUGCUGGCCAAACACAAUCAAGAGCCAUGGGCGACGCCCCUCAUCAAGACCCCAUCCCCAUGGUGGACAUGGAUGUGGAUCAUCAUAGCAUCGAUAUACCUGAAGAACCUGAACUCUCAUGCUACCCAAAAGAGCUAUCGCCUCGACCUCGUUCUCAAUACAAAAAACCGCGUACCAUCUCCAAAUCGCUCAUGCAAGAAAGACGAGAAUCCACUGCCUCCGUCUCGCCCAAUAGCAGCCAUGUCAUGACUAAAGCUGCUAACAGACUCAGUAAGCGAAAGCAGCAGAAUCGACGCAGUUCUAUCAUUUCAGACAAGGAGCAAUCCUUGUAUUUGAACGAGCUGUUUUAUGGUGCCACAUCUGCCUAUCAGCAAAUACGGGAUUUAGAGAAGGUUACGCUCAAGCACGAUUCCAUGCAGUCAGAGCUGUCUCGCUUUGAAUCCGACAAGAAAUCACCAGACAUCAAGCGCAUCUCUGACUUGUCCAUGGAUCAGCAGGAAGGGUUUGCUCAAGGCCACACUUCCAUCGAGUUCAUUUCCAACUGGCAGGAAAGCAAUAUCAAUGACGACUCGAACCGCAUCAUGGACAUUUCUGAGCCAUGGGAUUUACGACAACAACUCAAGCAGCAAUUUGAGUUAGCAGACGAUAUUGCACACAUGUAA
Messenger RNA from Mucor velutinosus, 3057 nucleotides. RefSeq lists its product as uncharacterized. Gene Ontology annotation, biological process: adenylate cyclase-activating G protein-coupled receptor signaling pathway. Gene Ontology annotation, molecular function: G protein-coupled receptor activity. The record is from RefSeq and is a predicted model, not a curated record. The coding region runs from base 1 to 3057 and encodes 1018 amino acids. NCBI's taxonomy places the organism in Eukaryota, Fungi, Mucoromycota, Mucoromycetes, Mucorales, Mucoraceae. Gene Ontology annotation, cellular component: plasma membrane. The transcript is spliced from 5 exons.